Pocillopora damicornis (cauliflower coral) is the source of this 855-nucleotide messenger RNA. RefSeq lists its product as uncharacterized. Gene Ontology annotation, cellular component: plasma membrane. The record is from RefSeq and is a predicted model, not a curated record. Gene Ontology annotation, molecular function: G protein-coupled receptor activity; protein binding. Gene Ontology annotation, biological process: cell surface receptor signaling pathway; G protein-coupled receptor signaling pathway. NCBI's taxonomy places the organism in Eukaryota, Metazoa, Cnidaria, Anthozoa, Scleractinia, Pocilloporidae.
AUGACUAAGUGUACCUGCAGUUAUAGAAAUAUAACUUGUACCAAGCUCUCUCGGCCAGCCUGCACCGAUAAAAAAGGCAUGGUGCGGGAACAUGGUACACACUGGUUUUCAGGAGUCUGUUUCAAUUGUUCAUGCGUGGAUGGUUUGAUCGGCUGUGUGAAGUAUCACGUGACUAUUCAUUAUGGGUUCUUCCAAGUUGAGACAAUUGGAAGAUGUAUGCCGUGUCAUCAGCCAACUAACGAUAUUUUACCAACAGGGGAUGGGACAGUCACUACUUGCCAGGUCUUCUUUCAGCUCAAGGCUUUAAAGGAGGUGUUUGGUUGUUCCAGCGGCGACUUCGUAAGGAAAGAACACGUGUGUAAUGGAGUCGCCGAGUGUCCUGACGCUUCUGAUGAAGCGCAAUGCCACGAUGCAAUCGAGUGCACAAACCAUACAGUUUUAAACGAGGCAAGCAGAUCUAGGUUUUUUACCAACUACAUCGUUAACACCAGCGAUACCUCAUUAACGGGCUGGUUUACAUACAAUGGCUCAGCCGGUACGCGUAUGGCUACAACCUGCGUUCCCGCUGAUCACUGCGGUACGUUCGUUCCUGGAUGGCUGGCGGGUAACCAUCCAAGUGUAGAUAAAGGUUUAGUAGUACGAUCAGUAUGUCUCUCCAAAUCACAAGUUUGCUGCAUGACAUCUGUGAGCGUACUCGUGAGGAACUGCAACGGCUUCUUUGUUUACAAACUGGACGUGAAUUCAAGUUUAAACGUUACCUUUCGAGUGUGUGGAAGUGGUAUCAAAGGUAAUGUAAUAUUCUCUGACAUCUUUUUAUCAAUCGCAUUUGUAGAAGAAAAUCCUCAGAGAUUGUAG